AUGGCACCCGCCAACUCGUCGCAAUACGAACAAGUACUGAAACUCCCAGCAGCCAAGAAGGAGACUCGGCCGUUCAUACGAGCGCGUCGCGCUUUCGCGGUCGACGGUCUCGGAGGAGGAUUCAACUUUGAAGUCGAUGACGACGGCGACACACCUUCUCAACCAGCUGGAGCCGUAGCGAGCGAGGACUUCGCUCCUACGAGUCAAGCUGAGGACCCCGCGUUGGAAGCUCAAGUGGCCACGGUGCAUAACCAGAAGACCGCGUCAGGACGCCCGCGCGGCGCUGGAAGGAAGCCUCCUAGGGCUGGUCCUCGAUUUCCAAGGAAUGACUCUGUCAAAAGCAAGCGCCCGCCGCCCGGCGACUGCAGGGUCUGCGGCAGCCCUUUCCACUGGGAUCGAGACUGUCCGCACUGGAACGAAUACGACAUAGGACGACAAGCUCUGUUCAUCGGCGCGGAGCACGAUUGCGACGCAGAAGAAAAUGAAGAGUACAACCAGGCUUUCGUCGCGUAUAUUUGUAGUAACCUUAACAAUGCAAGACUUUCUAGCGCUUUGUGGGCGGACAUUCGCCGUUCUGAAGGCGAGUACUUGAAGGCCACCGUCAGCCAGCGCCGCCGUACGUAUGCCGUGGUUGUCGAGGACGAACCCGAGCCGUCCACCCUCCCUUCUGACUCUCUUCCGCCUAACCACCCUUUCAUCAUGGAGGAUGCUCGUCCUGAACGGGCUGCGGAAGAAAGAUUAGAAGGCAUGUUAGCGGAAGCACUGGCCGUGGACGGUUCUACCCACCAUCUACCCGAGCGCAGAGCCUUCGCUAGUACUAAGUCUACAGCGAGCGAAUCAUUCGCUCCUGUAGACCCUACAGCGAGCGAACCAUUCGCUCCUGUAGACGCUACAGCGCGCGAACCAUUCGCUCCUGUAAAUGCGUCGGGUCUACCUCCUCCCGAGUCCAAAGUAGUAAUGAUACCGCGCAUACGUGAUCCUCCGGCUGGUCAUUCUACUGUGGGGGUAGCGGCUCUAUCCUUCCAGUUGCGGUUCGGGAGCCUGUCUCAUCCCUUAGUGACCUGCCGAGCCGAUUCGGGAGCGGACAUCUCGCUGAUCUCGCAGGAGUACCUCGAGACGCUCCCUUCUGCUUCUCGACCUAAAAUCCGGCAGGGUCUACGCAUGAAUCUCUUCCAACUCACGGGGGGAUUCCGGAUCACAGGUUACGUCCAAACCCAAGUGUACGUGGAAACCGAACAGGGCCACGUUCUCAAGAUGGUCGCCGAGUGCUACGUCGUUCCCGGCAUGUCCGCGCCCCUUCUUCUCGGCGAGGAUUUUCAUGUCAACUACGAGCUGAGCGUCACCCGAAGCCUCGCUGAAGGGUCCGCCAUCAAGGUCAGCGAUACGGGGUAUUCCAUCCCGGCGUCCUCGGCUGUGCGACACGAGCGACCACGACUCAAGAGGGACAGACCCACCGCGGUUGCACAACAGGACGUGCGGAUUUCUCCGCACUCCUGUUGUUCCGUCCCGAUCCAAGUGGAUUUCAGUAGCCAUAAAUCUUGGUUCAUCGAGAAGACUGUUCUCGGCCAACCCGACGGCUCGUUCCUACUGACCACUCCGACUAUCAUCGACGCGGAACAUGCCUGCAUCCCGGUCACGAACCCUACGGACAGGCCAUACAUAGUCCGACGGGGUGAAUCGCUUGGGCUCCUCCACGACCCCGAUUCGUACUUCUCGCCCAGUAGUACCGAA
Molecule: messenger RNA, 1731 nt
Organism: Fomitopsis serialis
Lineage: Eukaryota; Fungi; Basidiomycota; Agaricomycetes; Polyporales; Fomitopsidaceae
Exons: 2
Source: RefSeq, a predicted model, not a curated record